AUGAUUGCAACACGACAUGAUGGAUGUACAUGUGCGGGAUUAUUCUGUUCAUCAAGAUGUCCCAAUGGUAUUGUGGGUAUUCCAUUCACGUUACCCGCUCUUCCUUCCCAUUCAUUUCCUCCAUUUCCCACUCUUCCAUUGCAUGCGGCUGCACAUAGAUCAUUUCGGUCAUUGACAUUACCAUCUUUUUUCUACGUUGCUCCAACUCCAAUGCCUCAAUCAAGCACAUCUUCAAAUUGUGAACAAAAGAUAACUACAUCAUCAAAUUGCUAUGAGAACAAUAGCAACAACAAUAAUAACAGCACGGUCAACUUUGGGAGCUCUCAGCCAGCACAACAACCUCAGGUUCUAACAGUAACACCUGGGACACUUAUGUCACCUGUACCACUUCUACAAUCGAGUACUGUUAAAGAAAUAAACCAGCAACCAGUUUAUCUGAUGCAGAAUCAAGUAGAGAUUCUGGCACAAAACCCAUCAAGUACUACAUAUCCACCAGAACAGUAUGCACAGUUAGACUACGAAUUCGCCGAGAAAGACGCUGAGCAAAGUUUGAUCGAAUUUGGGAAAAGUUGGAGGAUGAUUAUUUUGGAGAACAUCGACACAAAUCCAUCGACAUCGAAGAGGAAGGUCCAAAAAGCGGCCACCAAUCUGAUUGGAGGUCUAUUUGAUGUGAUCUGUUCUCAAAAUGAUUUUUCUUACUUGGCCAACACUCAACUCUUUUGUGAGGCCGGCAAUGGAGAGAUCACUUGUUUUGCUUUUCUUCACUCGGCUCUGCGUGGAAACACCAUGGCGUGUUUCGGCGUUGACAACCACGGGAGAUGUCAAUCCGAAGGGAAUCGAGAAGAGAUUCCUUUUCCUCCACCCGUUCUUUCCCUCAAGAAUCCAUCGCAUUCCGCCAUCUAUUCACACAUUCCAUCAAUUUCUUCAUCUCUUGAUUGGUGUCAUUAUUUUCGUCUUCUCAAACGUGAACACACUCGUCCUGAAUGCUAUGGAGUAACGGAAAGUCGAUUGAGAUUGGCAAGAAGAAAGGAGCAACAUUUACAACAAGUGAUGAGACGAUGGAGGCAAUCAUAUGAGGAAUCGGAAGAGGAUGGACACGAAUAUUACACUACACCGUUUCCUUUCGUUCGAACGACUACGCCUCAACCAACCACCCGUCGACCGUCGAUUCAAUUUUGGAAACCGAAGAAAAAUUAUGGAUUGGAUGAAUGUUGGGGAAGAUUUGGAUAUUGUCGUGAUUCUCGUAUCUGUGAGAGUGGACAGAUGUGCGUUCAGAAGACUGGCUAUUGUUGCAGUCCAUGGAGCAAACAGGCUCAAAUUGUGGCAGCGUGCCCUGGUCCGACGUUAAUGAAUGUCACCUGCAAAGCAUCAGCUCCCGUUACAUGGUGUCGGGAGGACAGUCAUUGUCAUUCAGCUCCCGUUCGAUUGUGUUGUCCGACGCUUUGUGGAUACAAUAUUUGUAUA
Messenger RNA from Mesorhabditis belari, 1464 nucleotides. NCBI's taxonomy places the organism in Eukaryota, Metazoa, Nematoda, Chromadorea, Rhabditida, Rhabditidae. The record is from the annotation of a GenBank genome assembly.